Messenger RNA from Ixodes scapularis (black-legged tick), 3560 nucleotides. RefSeq names its product DNA-binding protein P3A2 (gene ewg). Gene Ontology annotation, molecular function: DNA-binding transcription factor activity, RNA polymerase II-specific; RNA polymerase II cis-regulatory region sequence-specific DNA binding. The transcript has 10 exons. NCBI's taxonomy places the organism in Eukaryota, Metazoa, Arthropoda, Arachnida, Ixodida, Ixodidae. The record is from RefSeq and is a predicted model, not a curated record. Gene Ontology annotation, biological process: regulation of transcription by RNA polymerase II. Gene Ontology annotation, cellular component: nucleus. Bases 443 to 1858 code for a protein of 471 amino acids.
CUGCGCAGACCUAGGCCUCAGAACGGUCCCGCAAUCCCCACUCGAAAAACCCACUUAUUUCGCCGUGGGACAUCCCUACCGCGCAGUCGCAAAAAUGGCGGCCAUGUUCGCUGCUGCUUGUUUUUAUUUGCCACCGGUCGGAUUACACAAAAUGGAAUGUAACGUAGCGUGAGCAGAAGGCAUCCGAGCAGCUUCGAACGACAGUUCCGACCUUUUUUUUCUCUCUUUUUCGGACAGCCACGACUAAUAAAAGCGAAUUUCUGCGGUACAUUAGCUUUUUCAGCGGCCCCUCCGAAGCCGUGUUGCCGAGGGCACUGGAGCGGGUUAGUGAAAAGCAUGGCGUCGGCGGGUUGUGCAAAGCGACGACGAUGACUUACCUCCGAACGCCUCCUAGGCUUCUAUCGAGGGCACUGCCGUGGGCCAGCCUGGGCCUCCCGCCGGGAUGAACUCUUCGGCGGACAUGAACUCCACGCUGAACGUGGCGGUGGUGAGCCACUCCAUGAUGUCGGCGGACGACCUGAGCGAUCCCCCAUCGAGCCCCGAAAGCCCCUUCGACGACUCGGACCUCCUCUCCUCCUCCACCGUCGCGGACGACGUGACCGCACAGCUCGCCGCCGCGGGACCUGUCGGCGUUGCUGCGGCGGCGGCCAUUGCGACGGGCAAGAAGCGCAAGCGACCGCACACCUUCGAGACCAACCCUUCCAUCCGCAAGCGCCAGCAGACACGGCUCCUCAGGAAGCUGAAAGCGACGAUCGACGAGUACACGACGCGAGUGGGGCAGCAGGCGGUCGUGCUGGCAGUGACUCCUGGCAAGCCCCAGAAUCACUUCAAGGUGUUUGGGGCACACCCGCUGGAGACGGUGGUGCGCGCCUGUCGCGGGGUGCUGGUCGGGGAGCUGGAGGCGGCCCUGGCCCAGCAGGCACCCCCGCAGGCCCAGGACGACCCCACGCUGCACGAGCUGCCGCCCGUCGUCAUGGACGGCAUCCCCACCCCCAUCGAGAAGAUGACCCAGGCGCAGCUGCGUACGUUCAUCCCGCUGAUGCUCAAGUACUCUACGGGCAGGGGCAAGCCCGGCUGGGGCAAGGAGUCCACCCGCCCCCUCUGGUGGCCCAGCGACCUGCCAUGGGCCAACGUCCGCAGCGACGUGCGCUCCGAGGAGGACAAGCAGAAGGUGUCGUGGACGCACGCCCUGCGCCAGAUUGUGAUCAACUGCUACCGCUACCACGGGCGGGAGGACCUGCUGCCGGCCUUUGAGGAGGACGACAAAGACAAGCUCAAGGGACAGGGCGGUGCCGGCCAGGUCGUCAGCAGCGCCACAGAGACGGCCCUCUCCACCACGCAGGGGACGUUGUACACGAGCCCGAUCACACACUACACGCCGACGAUGGUGCAGACCAUCAACAACCCGGACGGCACGGUGUCCAUCAUCCACGUGGACCCGGGCAGCGCCCUGCUCACCCUGCCCGACGGCACGCAGGCGCAAGUGCGCACCAUCAACGCCUGCGACCAAUGGCAGAUGGGCCCCGCCGGGGACGGAGACGGCCUGGCGGGCCAGGCGGUCACCCCCAUCAGCACGGUCAACAUGGAGCUGAACAGCGAGGCCGCCGCGCAGGCCGUGGCCACCCUGGCCGAGGCCACCAUCAACCACGACGGCCAGAUCAUCCUCACGGGAGAGGACGGCACCCAGAGCGCGUUUCCGGUGUCCGGCAUGGUGACGAUCCCGGUGUCCAUGUACCACGGCAUGCAAGUGACCAUGGCGCCCGUGGUGUCCGCCGAGGCUGCGUCCUCGGACGGCACGGGCGAGACCGUCGAGGUGCUCGCCGUGCCCGUGAGCACGACGCAGCAGCAGGUGGACUGACACGUGACGCAGUCCGUGUAACUCGCGCGACCGGACUGCCGCCCCCGCCCCGCGCUUCGAGAGAGCAAGCGACAAAGACCCUUCGCCUCGUGCCGCGCGUGCAAGACGCUGCGUCGGGUGCAUUGCCGUGCCCACUUCCCUCCCACUCGCUUCGAGAGAGAGAGAGCGACGUGGGACCGCCGACCGACUCGAGGAACGCCUCUUCGCUUCGGAUCGUGCGUGCAACGUGGCGGAGCAGAACAUUGCAUCGACCGUGCCACGUCGAAAAGCACUGGCUCAUUGUGUGCGGCCUCGCCGGAUUCGAGAACGCUUGGUGGGAAUCUGUUGCCACAUGCCCGCCACUACGAAACGCUGCAGAACUUCGAUGGCGGGCACCCUGUCCCAUCGCAAAGCAACGCGGGAGUGCGGUGCUGCGCCACGACGUCCGAGGAAAGUGUGCCGUGGCGCGACACAUAGACUGUGCUCCUCACGCCCAAAAUUCGUCGGGGAACGUUUUUUUUUUUUUUUUUCUUUGCUCCCGUCAAUGCGGUGAUUGUGGUGUUUCGAUUUGUGCAUCACUGCGACUGUUGUGCGACGUAACCUAGCACUCGUUGCAUCGUGGUCGUUAGAAAGAGGACGAUCCUUGCUUUUCUGUUUUCUGCCGGGGGUGAAGGAUAAGCUCGAUGGAUGUAGCCAGCUAGGCUCUUCGUUAUACCGGUGUAGCGCUACGAGAUCUCGGGUGGAAGAGAGGUUGAGAUCGAGAGUAGCUGCGAGCCAUCACAGCCAUCCGCCGAAAGAUCUCGUAUGCGAGAAUUGUGACUACUUUACAAAACUGAAGCUCGAUUUGUAGUGUUUCGGCGUGCGAGGUACAAAAGCCUAAAUCGACGUAGCCCAGUCGGCGAAGAUUAGAUGGGCGCUCUAGCGUUCCCUUUGGAAAAUAAUGUGGAACGACAGAAAGCUGCAGGAGUUAACAAUACAGUGGCAUUUUCGGGCGGUGCCGAAUUUAAAAGUUGUCAAGCUCCGCACGCGCGGGCAGACGCUUAUCUCUGCAUUCCCGGCCGCCAGACGCACUUCCGGCCCACCGUCGUCUCAUGUGCUCCUCCCCCUAGCCCAAGAACUUGGGUCUCUAGUCCCGUCCCCAAAUCGCUUCAGGGAACCGAGAUCUCCCAAAACUUGCCAAAGACGCUCCGAGGUUGUGUGAACUUGCACGCUGUGCAACGUACGAAAACAAACCGCUUCCCUCGCCCUUCGAGGUCAUUAGGUGCGUGCAAUUUUCUAGGAGCCCAGCGCACGUUCGGCGGCAUCGCACGUCGACGGAAGCGAGGCUUUUCUCUCGGUGGUUCCGUCGACGCAUGUGGCAAAUGUAACAUAGAAAGUGUGGGGAACGCCUGGUGGCGCCAGCGCGCAUUAUUUAUUGUUGUGAAUAUCGUGUACGUCUCGAGAAAUCGUCGUCGGACAGUGUCCUGCCUCGCGUGCGUGUUUGUGUCUGUUGUACAUUCAUUCUCGACUGGUCCCUCUUUGUUAUGUUGAUUUCAGGGGAAGUCGCCUCUUCUGGUAUUUCUCAUACCUUACGAUUCAAGUCUGUGAUCCUAGUUUUCUGGAAACGUACAAGAAAGGUGUCUGAAACAAAGAACUGAAAAUUCAAACCUGGAUAAUGUUUUCCCUGCUCUGUUGUAGCUGCCAAUGGAAUUGCCCCAUAAUAAAACCAUGGUCUUUGUUAGAA